AUGACUGACGAGAAAAACCCUAAACCCCUCACGGUGGACAUUCGUGUCUUUAUGUUGAUUACCGUCUCGGCCAUGGCGAUUGCCUUUGGUGUUGGAGUUGCCAUGGGUCCUACCGCUGCGGAAUUGGCCAUGGCUUCGGCUGCUUCUUCUGCUGCUUCUUCUGCUGCUGGCGGAUCCAAGCUUCCAAAGGUGCAUUCGGUCGAUGUUCGAAGUGUGGAGGAAGCCAAAGCUCUCAAAGGAGACGCGGCGGAACUUCUUCACGAACCAGCUGGACAGCACUUGCUUGUCGACAUUAAAGGCAUCGAAGCUGCCUUUCUAGACAGCGAAGAACGUCUUGCUCAUGCCAUGGUGGAAACUGUCAAGGGAGCUGGUCUUACCAUGUUGUCUUAUCAUUGCCACAAGCUCAUUCCCAUGGGAGUCUCUUGUGUCGGUGUCUUGCUGGAGUCUCAUAUUAGUUUCCACACCUGGCCCACGGAAGGAGUCAUUACUCUCGAUUUGUUCACCUGUGGUCCCAAUCCUUUGAUUCCUGUGGUGCCUUCCAUCAAGGCCCUCUUUGGAGUGCCUCGGGAAAACGAUGAGAUUGUCACCCAAUGGUCCCAUGAACUCCGUGGAUUCCGCAGUAAGAAUAAGAUUCCCAACAAGGACAAUCACAACUAUGCUCUGUUGGAUCACGAUUCCGAUUUGAGUCAAAUGAUUUGGUCUCCCAUGGAUUGCGUCUACAAGGAACAGGUCUAUAGUGGACUCACGGAAUACCAACGCGUCGAUGUCUGGGACGUGGUCAGUUUGGAAGAUCAACCCAGUCAAAAUGAUGUCCUCAAGGCCAAACUAGAGCCUACCGAUGCUCGUUGGACGACCACCGAAUUGGUCCAACCCACUCGGUACCUAUUCUUGGACGGCGUUCUACAAUCGGACAAUACGACUCACAAGGAAUAUCACGAAGCACUGGUUCAUCCCGCCAUGUUUGCCCACUCGUCUCCCAAGAAUGUCGCCAUUGUCGGGGGUGCCGAAGGUGCGACCCUUCGUGAAGUUUUGAAACACAAGACGGUCGAAUCUGUCACCAUGGUGGAAAUCGAUCAACAACUCAUGGACCUGGCCAAGGAAUACUUGCCACAAAUGUCCGAUUGUUCCAAUCUCGAAGGCCGCUCCGACAAUUGUUUUGAUGACGAAUUGCUCAAUCUCCAAAUCCAAGAUGCCAAGGAUUGGUUUUUGAAUUCCCAGAACGAAAACAAGAAUAAUAAUUUGGAUGUCGUCAUUAUUGAUGCCAUUGAACCUGAAAUGUCGGCGGCCAUUUCCAAGGACUUGUACGACAAACCCAAAUUGUGGAAGUCCAUUUUGGAUUCAUUGACAGAAGAAGGUAUCCUAGCCAUUCAAAUUGGCUAUGCUCCUACCAUUAGUGACCCCAAACCGGAUGUGGGAUACAAUGCCCCACGCGAAAUCUUGUUUCAAACUUUGGAGUCCUUGCCGCAAGUGGAAGCCAUGUUUGUCUAUGAAGAUUCGCAUGUGGGAUUCUUGGUUCCAAAGUCCUUUUUGAUUGUCUGCAAAUCCAAUUCGUGUCGUCAACGCUUUUAUGCGGCACCCGAAGACUUGAACAUGGAAAUUGCCAAGCGGAUUGUGGCGUCCAAAGACAAUACGGGCUCUCUACAAUCCUACGACGGUGUCACUCAAAUCUACUAUCAAGUGGCUCCCAAGGCUUGGGAAACCAUCUACUGUCGUCGGGAACCUACUCCCUUUGAGUGUGAUUACCGUCAUUUGGACUUUGGCAAGGGCAUUUACGAAUUCAAAAUGGAUGCUCCUGCCGAUGAGCAAGUCUUUGAGAUUGUGGCCGAUGACCAAGGAACUCGCGUUUAUAGUAAAGUUAACAUCCCCAAGGGAUCCUACAUCAUGGCGGAACACGCGGCAAAUUCCUUGCAACUGUCCAGCAAGGCGGUCGACAAUCUUUCGGCCAGCACCGAUGUCGAAUUUGCCAAGUUUGUGCAAGACCACGGACACGACUCUGCCUCCAAGGGAAGUGCUCGUCGGUUGGUCGAAAUUGGAGCUUCCUACUUUUUGCGGAUUGCCGAUUCCAAGGCCGAAUCCAAUGUAGGCCGUUGGAUUCCACCUCAUCCGCAAGGACGUCGUCCCAAAUAUUCACCAGUCUACGAGCGUCAUCGUUUGUCCUUUGAUGUUUUCAUGGUGGCCACCAAGGAUAUUGCCAUGGGUGAUGAGUUGGUCAAGUACAAGCACAUGUGGUCCGAAGAGUAA
Cylindrotheca closterium is the source of this 2241-nucleotide messenger RNA. Lineage: Eukaryota; Bacillariophyta; Bacillariophyceae; Bacillariales; Bacillariaceae. The record is from the annotation of a GenBank genome assembly.